AUGGAUCAACCACGACGGUCUGCCCAACCUGGACUCGAGGUCACGUCACACUACGACACCACUCCAGUAACUCUCGAGGCCCAUCACUGGACAUCACCAUCACAGAACGGUUCGGCUCCAAGUAACGACACAUCUCACGAGCAGAAGAUACUAGCGGGUCAUGGGUACGAAUCAACGGGACACAACAACGGACAUACGGGCGCAUACUACCAGAACGAAGCAGGAAACACACCUCAAGACAAGGCAAAGCGCAGAAGGCCUUGGCUGCUCAUCGUACUCGGCGGAGUGUUGACGUUCGUUCUUGCAGGUGUUGUAGGCGGUAUAGCAGGCUGGAAGAUCACAUCCAACCAGAACCAAGAGCCAGCGCCAACUGUCCCGGGCUCUGACGGCAGCACGCCAUCGACGAGCGCAACCAAGAUAGUACCGAAUUCAGGGCUCGCAGCUGUUGGUUAUCGUUAUGGGACUGACAUAACCCUGCAAGUCUGGUUUCAGGGACCGGACUCUUUGUUGAGACGGUUGCAGUACAUGAGCAUCUACCAAAACUGGACUGCACCAUUGGAGGUCGACGCAGCUCCCAAGGUGGGCUCGCCCUUUGGGGCUAGUCAGUUCUGGACGAAGCCAGAUGAACCACUUCCGGUCAUCCCCCAAGCCGAGCUGUUUUACAUUGGAUCAGGGGAAAAGAUAUUGGGCGUGAACUGGCGAGAAGGGUUCACACGUGGAGGCCUGAGCGACAGCGUUAACCAGGGAGGGUGGACAGUUGGCAACACUGGCACCCAGAUGGCUGCUUACUGGCCCUCAACCAUUCUUCAGGCUUCCAAUGGGGAUGUUAUGGAAGUCUUUUUCAACUAUAAGUCGCCGGGGUUUCAAGAGCCCAAGAGAGUCGGUAUCACGGCUUCCCCCGGCUCAGCGCUGGCCAUUUUGCCCCGAGAAACUACCCACUCCGCUGGCGAUCAGACCGCAGCGUCUAGUGCGCGUAUCAUCUACCGCGAUACUACCGGACGCCUCAAGAACUUUGACCGAUCCUCAGGCGGUCAGUCUCUCACCUCUUCGGGCGAGAUUCCCGUGACAGUCGACUCAAACUUUACAAUGGCUGCCUUCGCAGUCGCGAGGGGUGACGUAGGGGGGCAGAAGUCAACGGCCGUCAACACGUGGAUCUUAUAUCAGGACUCCAAGACUGGAAAGAUCUCAUACGUAUAUGAGAACGACUCUGAGGGGUGGAAAGGCCCAGAGACGGAUCCGGUAUUUGAAGGAGCUGAUAGCCCAACCCACCUCGCAUGCGUCACGGCUGCAUCAUCCACAAUUCCCGAGGUCCCGUUGGAGGCGGCCCACGAUAUGAGCCAUUGCUUCUUUCAAUCCGGACGCAAGUUGAAACAUGUCCACUUUGAUGGUAGUUCGUGGACGGACAUGGGCUUCAUUCCCAUCCCUUGA
Messenger RNA from Colletotrichum gloeosporioides, 1428 nucleotides. RefSeq lists its product as uncharacterized. NCBI's taxonomy places the organism in Eukaryota, Fungi, Ascomycota, Sordariomycetes, Glomerellales, Glomerellaceae. The record is from RefSeq and is a predicted model, not a curated record. Bases 1 to 1428 code for a protein of 475 amino acids. The transcript has 2 exons.